AUGGCGAUGAGCCCUCCGACCACGCUGGCAAGGGCGAAGACUACCGCGGUCGAAGGUCCUCUCAUAGGCGUGACAAAGACGAGGGAUGCGGUCAUGGCCAUAGCUACCGUUACCGACACAACGGAGACCGCCACCGUUCUCACAGACGAGAACACCACGAAGGGGAACACAUUCAGGAGAAGGACUCAGAAGCAACCUCACUCUCCCACUACCAACGAGAUGGCAAGCGUCAUGACCGACGUCGACACCGGGAUUACAAUUAUCACCAUUCAUCACAUCGCGGGCACCACCACCAUUCAGAGGAAGAUGCAGGUCGCAGAGGGCGCUCGCAGUCUCGCGGUUCUACUGGCCCUCGGCACGAUUCUUCUACAAGCGGCUCGCCUUCGAGACAUCGGGAUGAUCAUCGUUCCAGCCGCCGAAGCCGGCACCGCUCCUACUCACGCUCCAGCUCCGGGGAAGAGGAAACAUCGUGAUAGGUCCGGCUCGAGGGAGAGGGACAAGAAGAGGAGGAAACGGAGGGACAAAGACAAGGCAAAGGAGAAGGGGGAGGAAAAGAGGAGCAUUUUGACCGGAAAGAAGAUCAAACUCAAGGUUAAGAAGGACAAAGGCGACCAUGAGCGGGAUGCAAACCGGAAGGAUCUCUUGCAGUUUUUGAACUCUGCCUACGAGUGA
This is a messenger RNA of Cyclocybe aegerita, 672 nucleotides long. NCBI's taxonomy places the organism in Eukaryota, Fungi, Basidiomycota, Agaricomycetes, Agaricales, Hemipholiotaceae. The record is from the annotation of a GenBank genome assembly.